Brassica napus (rape) is the source of this 5186-nucleotide messenger RNA. RefSeq names its product putative F-box/FBD/LRR-repeat protein At4g03220. Lineage: Eukaryota; Viridiplantae; Streptophyta; Magnoliopsida; Brassicales; Brassicaceae. Gene Ontology annotation, molecular function: protein binding. Bases 629 to 2113 code for a protein of 494 amino acids. The record is from RefSeq and is a predicted model, not a curated record. The transcript has 3 exons.
AGCUUUUAUUUUGAAAUUUCUUGGGCUUUUACAAUGGACUUGUACAUGUUUGAAACUAAAAAAAUCGUGAUGUCUGAGACUCGGAUUGUGUCUUGUAAAAACCAAUUGGAGUAACGCUACUUUCACUGCUUUUCACAAAGAUUUCAAGAUUGAUGCUUGUGAUGAGGUUCUGACAACAACUGGCUUAAGUGUAAUGGAUACCAGAGAUUCUGGUGGGAUGAGCCAACUGUGUCUGAGCUAAGCCUUCACCAGAAUCAUCACCUUAAUUCGGGUUCCAGCUAAUCAUAUGAUUUAUGAUUAUCGCUUUGAUGCUACGUUAGUCCUCUUGUUCAGUGUCAACACCAUCGCUUUUUGUAGUUUAUUCUCUUGUUUGACUUGGUCAAGAAGUUAUUGUGUUCAAAAGAGGACAUGAUUGAUGAUUCUGUUUAUGUAUAAAUUUAAUCAAUUAUCUGUUGAAUUUUUAAAUCUUUUUUAAACAGAAAAUGCGAAAGUUGUGGAAACAAACUCUCAACGCACUUAUCGUUAUGACUUUUAGGGUUUGUUUUGAAUGUUUCAAACCCUAAUCUCGGGCUAGAAGAAAACAAAAAGCAAAAAAAAAAGCUUGAUUAGGGUUAUUGGGUUUUGACAAAUGGAGAUAAGAUCUGUGAAGCGAAAGAAGAAGAAAAGAGAAGAGAUUAUCAAAGUAGAUAGGAUCAGCCACCUCCCUGACUCUCUUCUUCAUCAGAUUCUCCUCUUACUUCCUCUACAAUGUGCAGCUAUAACCAGCUCACUCUCGAAACGAUGGAGAUCUCUCUUUCUCUCAUUGCCUGAUCUUGAUUUCACUUCCAUUAAUGAAAACCCUAAACCACCAUCUUUCUCUUCAAACUCCAUUUACCAACUGCUUUCUCUUCGCCAUCACCGCGACGCCAACAAUCUCAGAUCACUUCGUUUUCGUACUCCAAUCACAUUCACAAGUCUCAACUCCUUGAUCCGUUUAGCUGUUACUCAUCAGGUUCAAGAUCUUGACGUUGAAGUCACUACCAAAGACUACUUCAACUUCCCUCGUUGGAUUGUUACAUCUCAGAAGUUAAGAGCCUUAAAGCUCAAGUCAGCCUAUCCUGGUUUUAGAUUACCUCCUUCAUCAUCAAUCUUUGGAGGUUUUCAAAAGCUUACUUCACUCUCUUUAUCUCUUGUGAUUCUAUACAACCAACCAUAUCUCUCAGAUUUCUUCACAGAUCCAAACUUUCCUCUUUUAGAGAAAUUAGCCCUAGAAAAUUGCUUCGGACUCAAGGAACUUAGGGUUUGUUGCCGUCUUCUCCAAGAGUUUAGUUUAAAGAACUCUUUACAGCUUGAUAGCUUAGAGGUUUCUGGUAAUAACCUUCACAGACUUAAGGUAGUGAGUUGCUUUCAUUCAUACUCAGAAGAGAGCGUUGUGAAGAUUAACACGCCGAAUCUCAAAACGUUCCUAUGGAACUCAAACGCAGUCACAACAACUGUUUAUUUCUUGGACAAGUUAAUUUGUCUGAGAAAAGCUUUCGUUGGAGUGCUUUUGCUUCAUCAAGAUAUCAAUUCUCAGAAACAGAGAUUACUUACUCUCUUGUCUGAACUCUCUCAUUCCUAUAAACUACAACUUGGAAACCAAUCUGUGGAGAUUUUGUCAAGCAAGAAAGGAUUAGUAAAGAAUCAUCUUCCACCGUUUCACAACAUGAGAUUCUUGGAACUGCAAACACGUUUCGACCGACACAAUGUUCAAGCAUUGUCAUGUCUGUUCAAGAGCUGUCCGAUGCUUAACAUACUUCUUCUCAAAAUCAUUAAUGAUCAAACGAGUGAAAGAAGGCAAUGGAAUAAUGACUUGUGGGAUAUGUCUAACUCAGAGAUUCAAUACUGGGAAUCUCAAACCUAUGAAGUGGAAUCUUUCUUGAAAAAUUUGGAGUUUGUGGAGAUUCAUGGAUUCUUAGAGUGUGAGAAUGAGAUGAGCCUUGCUAUCUUUCUGCUGAGACAUGGAAAGGCUUUGAUCAAGAUGACUCUGAGAUCAAGUUUCCUCUGUAGAGACAAUCUCCGGAGACAGAUGAUAAGGUCACAGUUAAUGGGAUUCUCAAAGGCAUCUUCCAAAGCCAAAAUCUCAUUCCAUUGAAAGUUUUUAUUCAUAAAUCUCUCUGUUUCAGGACUCAGGUUGAAUAGCUAUUACAGUUUUCUUUCUGUUGAAAACUUAUAUGCUUCAAGAACUAUUCUGUUUCGCAUGUUUAUUGUAGAGCUUGAUCAAGUAACUCGAUCCCUUUUACCACUUUCCAGAGAUCCAAUGCCUGCAAAUUUAUAUACAUGUGUUUAUCAAUCAAGUUUUGUAAACAAGUAAUGUGCAUAAUAAACAUGUCUAAAAGUCUCAAAUCCUCACAGAGCCUAAGGUUUAUAGUUCUUGACAGUAACAGUUUCAAUCACAACCACACUGAAACUAAAGACAUCUGAUUUGAAUAAGAAAGACCCUCUGGAGACAUGCACCCACUUCAAUAAAAAAAUAAACCAUAGUGUUGUAGUUUUAAAAUAAGGAAUGGGGAUGGUUAAGGAAAAUUAAAAUGUUAAGAACUUAUCCCACAGGUACAACUCGGUUCGUAUUGGAUGAAGUUUCAUUGCCUCCAAAUAUUCUAGCCAAGCCAAAGUAAGAAAUCUUUGGAUUCAUAUCCUCAUCUAACAAAAUGUUGCUCGCUUUUUUAGAUCCCUGAGGAUGAUCCUUAGUCUAGAGUCUUGAUGCAGAUAUAGAAGUCCACGAGCGACAACUAGAAUGAUAUUACAACGCAUCUUCCAAUCUAAUCGCUAACACAGCUUCCGGUCUUUUCAAGGAUAGUGUUAUUUUUUUAUGAACAAGUGACAGAAGAAGGCUUACCGAAGAUGAAGAAGUUUAAGCUUUUGUGUGGCAUCUAUUCUUACAACAACAGUUAAGGCCAAAAAUCAGGGAUCAGCCACCAAUGGCGUGUUGUAAAUUAUUUGACCAUUCCAGUUUCAAUCCUAUGUGUUGAAAGAAGAUUUGUAACAAAAAUUAUAUUUUAUUUUGGAAGAUGAUAGUGUUAUUGUUUGUUUUAUAUAAAGUUGGAUAGCUGAUCGUUAUAAACAGUCUAUACGAAUUUGGUCUUUUAAAGAAUGGCUCAGUUGGACAGAGAUAGGAUUACCAGUGGUUCUUGCAAUGCGACACAACACAACCUAAUAGGAGUGCCCAACUCUAUUUUUUUUUCUGCAGCGGGAUCAAGAAGCCAACCUAGUAAUAAUCUAAGAAACCUUGACGAGAGGAAAAUUAUGAGUCUACUAUUGUUCUCCUUAUCAUUUUUGCAUUUCAUGCUACAAAAGGCUGCGGCGGCCGCGCAGGAAGACAACCAUGUAUUCCAAUAACAACAAAGAAUGCAAAAACAAAUAAAAAUCGAAUGCCUCAACAUUUCUUCGAAUCAGUUAAACAAAAUGAAGAGUUGAUCAACCUUUUUAUAAUUUCUUAGGAAUCAAAACCCCAAUCUCGAUCUUUGAUCUACUUUGUCUUCCCGCUUAAUCUCACUCUCGAUCUCACACCUCUCUCGAUCUCUCGUGUGUAUAAGACGAAAUAAAGCAUAACAAGACGCACAAGAUUGUUUACCCAGUUCGGGAUUCGAUGUGAAUCUGCCGGCUUGACAGUUAAUGGUUAAUAUGAUUGUUUAAUUUAUUUAUUUUAAUAUACCAUAUACGAAAAUUAAGUACUCUUUUCCUCGCUGAGUUGAAAGCCGCCUUUAUACCACCUACGUCGCGUCUCAUAACCGAUUAACCUCCACCACCACGCUACAAGUUCGAAUAAACCCGAACCGCCGUGGAUCUACAGAAGAGACACUGCAGAAGGCUUGGAUCUGACCCCACCAUUAUGAUUCGUAAAGUCGGAGACUACAAACAACACCGGUGUCCCGCUACACCUAUGCCGCCUUAUGAAAAGAUUUUUUUUUGUUUUUUUCUGAAUUGACAUGAACGAAAAAGAAGAAGCAUGACCUAGGGUAUCGACCCUUUUCUUACCAACAUAUCAGAGCUGGACUUCUUCGGACUCAAACAAAAGAUGAUUAAGGACGGGGGCUUUUUUUUUUAAAAAAAAUCACUAUUGGAUUCUAUUAUACUAGGGUCUGUUUCUGUAAAAGAAAAGAAAACCUUUGCUUCUUUUAAUAAAAAUGCCACCAAAUGUGAAAAAGGUUAUAAAACAAGAGGUCAAAAAGAGUGGGACUCACUUCAUUGGUAUAUUAUAUGUGUUCGAAUUUGAUGUGUAACUUUCAGUUAAAUAGUAACUAUUGGUUUGCACGCAAACAUAAUAUAUUUCGCAUAUUCUGAAAAUUUAAAAUAUAAGAUAUACAAAAAAAAUCUAUUUUCUAUUAUAUGAUUAAUAUUAUUGUUUAAUUUAUUUUAAUAAUAUAACAUUAAAAUAAUGGAAGAUAUGUAAAUUGUUAUCAAAUCUUUAUUAUUAAAAUCAUUAGUUAUCAUAUAUAUAUAUAUAUAUAUAUUAUUCACUUUUGGUAAUUUCGUAGAUUAUAUUUAAGGAAAGAAGAAAAAUAAUAAUUGUGGUUUGUGAAUUAAUUUCAUGGUUAGUUUAAUGAAAAGUAUAUAAUAUAUGUUUAGUGGACCAACAUAAUUCUGUAGAGACUUUAAGAGUUCUAGUGAUAACACGGAAAAAAUGGCUUAUUUCAACAUGAACUUUACCCGUUGUGCCUAUUCCUUUUCGAACUUUGUAAUAGUGCGUACUCCAUACUGAACUAAAUAAAAAUUUAAAUAUACUACAUGAACAUUAAUGCAUCAUGCAUUUUCAUUACCGAACUUUUAAUAGUGCAUAUUCCAUACCGAACUAAAAAAAAAUUCAAAAAUACUACAUGAACUCUUAGAAUUGUGCUUCUAUAUAUAUAUUGAUCGUCAAAGGUGUUAGUCAUCCGCUAGUUUAUCAAAACGACAUUGUUUUGGACGAAUUCUUUAAAAUUAAAAAUUAAAAAUACUACAUGAACUCUCAAAAUCGUGCUUAUAUAUAUUGACCGUCAAAGGUGUUAGUCAUCCAUUAAUUUAUCAAAACGCGUUAUCUUGGAUAAAUUCUGUAAAGUUAAAAUUUGUUUUUUGGGAAAUUCAAACUCUCACACUGGUGGACAAGUAUAAAGUAAAUAUAUGAAUUAGUAAUAAAUAAUUUAAACUUAUAAAAUAAUAAGUUUUAAAGGUAAAUUUAUUAACAUAAG